AUGGCGAAUGCCCAACGUCUUCCGGCCUCUAUCUUGUUGCGAAUUUUCGAACUCAGCAUCGAAGCGCAAGACCCAUUUCCUGCUCCUAAAUACGACGUGCUCCGCGUCAUAACUCACGCAUACCCCGAGUGGCGUCGGGUCGCUCUCGCCCAGGCUUCUCUUUGGACCCACAUCCAACUCCCGCCGAUCCGUUUUCAACAUCCUGAAAACCUCGUUGGCCUUUUCCAACAGCACGUCGACCGUAGCGCCGAUCUUCCUCUCUCCAUAGAGCUCCAAACCGACGUUCGAGCCCAAUUACCCGGAGGAGAUACGGCGAACGUAGUCGAGGACUACCUAUACGGCGGCGGUGCCAUCUCCAUCAUCGACACCAUCCUUCUUCCCAUAUGCGAGCGCCUCGUCUCCCUGACAUGCCUCCUCUGUGGAGCCGACAUCGUCUGCUUCCUUCACCUUCUCUCCGGCACGUUUCCAGCUCUAGAGCGAGUCUCAAUCACCUUCAUUCACACCCUCGACACUCCGCGCUCGCCAUUCACGGGGUCCCUUGUCGAUUGCUUGAACUUCACGGUAUUCGAGAACCAUAAGGCGCUCAAGGAGGCGACGUUCAAUAUCCUCAACGAGAUCCAUCCUCUCGACCUUAAGCUUCUGUGGACGAUUAUCACGAAGCUCGAUUUGGGCCAGAAUCCCGUCUCUCCGCUGCUGUUCCUACGAAUCAUGCGGCGAGUGUCUCCCUCCCUCAUCGAAGGCUCGUUCCAGAUCGAAUUUCCACGCGUCUCGGCUCGCCCACUCCACCAUCGAUAUUGCGAUGUGCUUAUGCCCCAUCUCACAACUCUUCGCCUCAAGCUCACCAACCCGAGCGUCGAUACGUCGUUCUUCUUCUACUUGCGCGCCCCCGGCCUAGAAAUUCUACGGAUCGAGAAGUACGACGAUUACGCCGGAUGGGAGGUGUCGAUGUUUGACCCUUUCCUUAUGCACUUCACGCGUACCCUCCGCGUCCUCGAGCUGGCCGACUUCUCGCCCAAAGCUCCAGGGUAUGCUCCGCCUGUCCGCAAAUCCUCCCAGACGAGAAUAUACCAAGACCUCGAGAGUCUCUUCGCUAUCCUUCCCCAUCUCGAAGUCCUCCGCCUCCCCUCCUCCAUCCAAAUCCGCAUGCCAAUGAUAGAGAAGCUCGCGAACGGCCUUCUCCUCCCUUUGUUAAUCGAGCUCGAGCUCUACGCCGUCGACCCUGAGCAAGUCCUCUGGAUGAUGAAGGAAAGGAAUUUCCUCUCGGGGUAUUGUCAGCUCCAGCCUGGGUCAUCGAGGCGGGCGAGCGAGGUAGCGUCACAGAUGAACGUCAAGAGUUUUCGGUUGGUCAAGGUGUGGGUCGAUGACUGUGAGGUCGAGUUGUCGUCGUCUGUGAGGGUGGGGAUGGAGUUCGGGUGGAGGGUUGCUUCAGGGAUAUAA
Molecule: messenger RNA, 1437 nt
Organism: Cyclocybe aegerita
Lineage: Eukaryota; Fungi; Basidiomycota; Agaricomycetes; Agaricales; Hemipholiotaceae
Source: the annotation of a GenBank genome assembly